Molecule: messenger RNA, 1437 nt
Organism: Closterium sp. Naga37s-1
Lineage: Eukaryota; Viridiplantae; Streptophyta; Zygnematophyceae; Desmidiales; Closteriaceae
Source: the annotation of a GenBank genome assembly
AUGUUAUCGAGUCUAUACCAUACCCUCUUUACCAUCGCCUUCUUCUCAGAUGCGUGCUGGGCGUAUGCGGUGGUGGCGAAUGUAGAGGCGGCAUACGGCAUUGCAAAGCAGCAGAGCGCUCCCCGGCUGGCAGUGGAGGCGCUCUUUGCACUCAUGGGGCUCUCCGACUCCGACAAGUGCUCCACUGGCGGCUCCCCCACCCACGCCUUUGAGACGCUCGUGGCUCUCGAUGCCUCCAGUGGACUUAUAGGGGAUAGCGACCCGGCAACAAAGUACCCGGUGCAGGCGUUUGAGCGAGCGAAGUUCAAGGGUUAUGUGGGGCUCAUGCUGGCAGUGCAGCGGCAGCCAGUGGUGGUUCACAUCGAGGCGUCUCCAACCUUCAUGCAGUAUGAUGGGGAUCCUGGUUGCUACACGGGCAGUCUCAACCAUGUUGUACUCGUUAUUGGCUACUUCAUCACAAGAAAUGAUGGCAGCCAGAACCGCAUUGCUCCUCCGUUUUGGAUCAUCCGAAACUCGUGGGGAGAGGAUUGGGGCAACAGGGGCCACAUGCGCAUGGACAUCCAGGGAGGGGAUGGCGUCUGUGGCAUCAACGUGCUGCAUGGCAUCUACCCCAUUGUCAAGAUUCCAGGGGACCCCUGUGGAGAAAGCAGCUACAAGGGCGAUGGGGAUUCGCAGCCCAGCAUGAACCCGUGUGGCCGGUUCCAGUGCCAGGGGACUACAGCAAGCAGCAACAACUGCACCUGCAAUAUUCCCACCGCUACCGUGCAGCCUUUUGUGGAAGUUACGAAUGGAAUUGGCUCCACAUGUGCUUAUGCUAACACCACGGCCACCACAAUGACAGACAGUGGAGACAACUGGUGGUGCUCGGAUGUUCAUCCGCUUGUUGGCCUUGCACUCGCUGACUUCACUGACCAAAAUAGAGGCAUUGACUGCAGCCAGCCAUUGCCCAAGGGCAGUGUCCUUCAGCUGGCUGGUACUCCCGCCACACCCUGCACUGCCUUCUUCUACUCCCUCAAUGUGAGACCUGCUGCUUUCUUGCCCACACCACAACAUGCACUCGACCAAAUCACCACAUCGCUCAACUUCAACUACGGAAGUCUCACCACACUCAACCCCGGCCUUGACUGCUCCAACCCCAUCAAGGCGGGCCGCUCAGUGUGCCUCGAGCGCAGUGCUGCCUUCGCCUUCACCGUGCCUGAGUGUGUGAGAUACGGCACGCUCACACCUCAAGUCACGUGCGAGCAGCUGCUUCAGAGGACCAGCAAUUCACAAGGGGGUGCCAGUGCCAGUGAGAAUCAAUGGGCUGCGCUGUACCGCAACAAUCCCGGCCUCACUUGCUCUGCCACCAUCCCUUCCUCUGCCUCCGCUAUCGGCAGCAACAUCGGUGUGCAGGGCAGAGUAUUGGUCGUUCAUGAUGGGUGCAUGCAAGAAGGGUAG